UAUUUCUUCCUGAAACCGAUACGGCAGAAGCACAAAGCUGCCAGCAGCUCCUUAAAGAUGACGUCACAUCCAGUGGAGUGUACGCGAUCAAUCCAGAUGGAGGCAAACCAAUUCAAGUGUUCUGUGACAUGGACACGGACGGUGGAGGUUGGACCGUUUUUCAGAGACGUUUGGACGGCUCCAUUGACUUCGAUCGUCACUGGAAAACUUACAAAGACGGGUUUGGAAAUCUGAUCGGCGAGUUCUGGCUUGGAAACGACAAUCUUCACCGUCUGACAGCCGCUGAUGACGUCAUGUUGAGAGUUGACUUGGAAGACUUUGAAGGGAACAUCACGUACGCUAAGUACGCUAUUUUCAAUGUCAUAGACGAGGCAGAAAAUUACACGCUCACUCUUGGAGGAUAUACUGGCGAGGCCGGCGACUCCUUCACAUUUCAUAGAGGAGACGUAGAAGGAGCUCGCUGCAGGUUUAAUGAGGCGCGUAAGAAAACACGAUGCACAAUCGGGAGGGCAUUUGGCGUUCUCAAGAGAACGUUUUACGCUCUCCACACGGGUAUGAGAGUGAAAAACAUGACAAGAGCUGCCGAGCUUGUCCAGCGCGCUGUUAUAUUGCACAACCUCUGCAUCCUAUUUAGCGAUAAUGGCGGUGAUCUGCUGGACGAUGCAGAUCUUAACAAUGUCCACGAUGAGUUGGAUAUCGGUCCUGGAGAGGAACAAGAGGACAGAAGGCAGCAGCUGUUGCAGCACUUCCUAUAA
This is a messenger RNA of Stylophora pistillata, 755 nucleotides long. Its product is annotated as microfibril-associated glycoprotein 4-like. NCBI's taxonomy places the organism in Eukaryota, Metazoa, Cnidaria, Anthozoa, Scleractinia, Pocilloporidae. The record is from RefSeq and is a predicted model, not a curated record.